CAUGAGUCGCCACCAAGUUAGUGAAUGCGCAUACGACGACGGCGACGAUCGACGUCGAGCAGAACGAUCGCAGGUAUUCUUGAUGUGAAACACGAGCCUCGAUUUUAUUUACCGUGUCCUCGUACACGAACAACCUCUCUAAGGAGCGGACCAAAGUAGCCAGCAGGUGGUCAGGGAAAGUUAUGAGGCCCUGUUUCAUACCUGUCGUCGUCGUCCUGAUCCUGAUCGAGGUACCCGACCGUAGCGACAGCAUCAUCUCCCAUAAUUUAGUAAAAGGAUGGGCACACAAGCUAGGCUUCGAGUUGUCGCAGUUGGGCAAGUUUGUGACAAAGGUGGAGAAGUUCGAAGAGAGCUAUAAGACGGCGGAGGUCACUCCACGUGAUGGAAAUGCUCUCGUCCACGAAAUUGCUAAGGACAUUAAAGCUAUGAUGGAGUCCAAGAUCUCAGCUAUCAGGAGGAUAAUGGACGUGGCUGAAACAUCGGCGUUAUCAUCCGCCGACGUAGAUCCGCCGGCAGAUUACAACUUCGUCGACGCAAAGGACGGUCCUAUUAAUCUUGAAUACAAUUCUCACUUCGGUGGCCCGGUGAAUCUCAGCAUGUCGGCGGUACAUGUGCCUACGAAUGUGUACAAACGCGCAUCGACUGUCAUCCAAGCGAUUAAGUGGUCCGAAGCGCUCGAUCGUACUUUCAUCAACAAUUUUGAGCAAGACCCGUCGUUAUCAUGGCAAUACUUCGGCAGCGCGACUGGUUUUAUGCGUCAAUAUCCUGCUAUGAAUUGGAUCAUGGACCCAGUGGAUCUGUUCGACUGCAGAACAAGGAGCUGGUACAUUGAAGCGGCUACUAGUCCGAAGGAUAUUCUCAUUCUGAUGGACACAUCCGGUAGUAUGACUGGUAUACGACGGGAGAUCGCCAAGCACGUGAUAAACAACAUCCUUGAUACCCUUGGUAACAAUGACUUCGUCAACAUCAUUACAUUCUCCAAUUCGACCAAAGAGGUAGUGCCAUGCUUCAAGGAUACCUUGGUCCAGGCGAAUCUGGCGAACGUACGUGAACUAAAGCGAGCCAUUUUGGAUCUUGAAACAGAGAAGAUCGCCAACUUCUCUCUGGCUCUGACGACCGCUUUUGAAUUACUAGAAACAUUUCGUAAUAAGUCAGAAGGUGCUGGAUGCAAUCAAGCAAUCAUGUUAAUCACCGAUGGCGUACCAUACAACUACAAGGAGAUUUUUGAGGCGUACAACUGGAAGAAUAAUACGGACGAGCCAUAUAAGGCCGAUAUGCCCGUUAGAAUAUUCACCUAUCUGAUCGGUCGGGAGGUUGCAGAUGUACGGGAGAUACAGUGGAUGGCUUGCGCCAAUAGAGGAUACUACGUACAUCUGUGCACUCCAGCGGAAGUGAGAGAAGAGGUGUUGAAGUAUGUGCCGGUGAUGGCAAGGCCUUUGGUGCUGGGUCGCAUGGACCAUCCGACCAUCUGGACUCCUGUUUACGCUGACAUAACGGAUCCAAAAAUGACUGAUUGGUUGUGGGAACAGCGCGAGUGUGAGGAGCAGAAGCAACGCUACCUGAAUAGGAACUACUUCGAGGAACAGGAUCGACGAUUCGUGAAGAAGCAGAAACGACGACAUGAUCAGAUGAGCGAACUGCAGGAAUACGAGCUAAUGACCUCGGUUAGCAUGCCGGUGUUUGAUCGACGCGAGAACGCGAACAUCACAAGGCAGGUGCUGGUGAACGAAGCAUACUGGGUGACAGAAACAAGAGAGACGAUGGUCGCCAAUCUCCUCGGUGUUGCUGGUACGGAUGUUCCGAUAAGAGAAAUCCAGAAAUUGAUGAUGCCACACAUGCUCGGCGUCAACGGUUACGCUUUCAUCGUGACCAACAAUGGUUUCAUCCUGAUUCAUCCCGAUCUUCGACCAGUGGUAUAUCCCAGUUACCAAUUAAUUAAAAAACUGGUGGCAAGUUGGUAUCGAACUCGUCAUUGCAACAGCUCAUUCCAGGGUAUCUUGAAACCGGCAUAUAAUAGCGUCGAUAUGGCAGAAGUUGAGCUAAUGGAUCACAAUAAUGACCCCAGAGAUUUCGACGAAGGAAUCCUCACGCUUCGCGACAAUGUGGUGAAUCAGACGAAUGGUACCGUGACGCUUUACACAAAGUAUCAUUAUGAUGACAUGAAACGUGUCGGCAGAGUGAAGAGAAAAUACGAUUACGUGGGAAUAACGGACACUCCAUUCACAAUAGUGGUCAGUUUGCCUGAGCACGAUCAUACUGGAAAUUACCGCGUACACGCUACCGAGGAGAUACAUCGAUCUCACGCUAAAGGGAAAAACGUGACAGAUUACUUCGCGGGUAAUAACUGGCGGGUGCAUCCCAAUUGGAUGUAUUGCAAGUAUCACUACGAGGGUGAACACAAGUUCAACUCCUCGGAGUUGCAGCUCCUACAUUUUCUGGAGCGUACCCGCCUACCAGGCUGGAAGUGGAUCGACAAGAAACAGCGAUCCCAACCGCCAGAACACUCCGCUACGAGUUCCAGUCACAGCUCUCGUCCUAAUCCCUACAAGGCCGACAAAGAUUCGUACUGUUGCGACAGGAAUCUACUGCUCAGUCUAGUAUACGAUGCUAAGGUAACCGAGUGGUUUGCCCAGCAAAUCCCACCGAAUCCCAGCACCAAGGAAGGACCUUUAGCUAGGCUGAUGAAUCAGAUGCCCAGGAAACAGUUCAAACAACGCUUUGGGGUGGUCCUGGCAUUUAUGGCCACACAUAGUGGACUGACCAGAUGGCAAGAUUUUUCUUCAGAGGAAGAUAUGUCGCUACCGGAGGAUCAUUUUAGUAAUCUGUAUCCUCGUGCUAUCGAUGAAGUAUGGUACAAACGAGCGGUUGAGCAGUACUACGUUAGCCCGGACAGUUUUGUUUUUUCCGUGCCAAUCGAUGACGAGGGUGCCGACAACACUACUCUAGUUACUGCCAGUCGUGCUGUAUUUAUCGGAAACGAUGUAAAGGCGCCGGCCUUGGUUGUCGGCUUCCAAUUCCAGCAUACUGCCUUGCAAACGCUUUUUCAAAAUAUAACAUUUAAUUGCGAUGGUAAUUGUCAUAAUAAGCAGACCUGCGGCGAUGACAACUUAGCAUGUUAUCUUAUCGACAAUAACGGCUACAUAAUCGCAGCCGAGGAUGAGACAGACGCCGGUAAAUUUUUCGGUGAAGUUAGAGGUCCGAUAAUGAGUAGAUUAGUCGACGAUGGUGUCUUCGAGAGGAUAAGGAUCUUUGAUUAUCAGGCGGUAUGCUUCAAGAGUUCGCAAACGAAGAAUGCCGGCAACGUACUUCUCACUCCAUGGAAGCAUUUCCAGAAAGCAUUGACGUGGAUGAUUAGUCAAGUUGCUUGGGCUUGGGCGAAAAUGGGCAUAUUGGAGCCUGAUGAGGUUCCAGUGUAUGGUAUGAGUCGAUAUGAAAACGAUGACUCGAUUCCUGAAGAUGAAGAGAAAUCGGUUAAUCUAAAAGACGACAGACCAAACUUUAUAAUCAAUCGUACACGCCUGGAAGUAUGUGAUCAAGAGAUAGGCUUGUACCUCCUAAAUGCCUCGUUUGAGUCGCACGAUAAGGACACAGAUGAUUGUCAGUACAUGGUUCAGCGGGUGGCUCAUAGUAACAUGCUGCUGGUAGUGAUACACGAAAUCUGUGGCAAAAUGACAUGGCCGCCACUGAGCACCAAGCCCGAGGAAUGGGUCUAUAAAAAUAACACGUUGGUCUGUCAAAAAGCAAUCCCCGGUCUCAAGCGAAAGCGUCCACAAUCCUGUAUACGUACACAUACUCGCGAGAGUGAGAUCAAGGAUCAGUGCGGUUUGGCGACAAAUGCCAGAUUGAACUUGUUCCUCUUGAUAUUGCUAUUGAUGUGUGCACUAGCUGGAAAGAGUACCAUUCUUCUCGGUUAAGGUCAAGCUGAUUUCGUAGCCAACUAUUGGUGUCAAAUUAGUCAACGAUGAAGUUUAUGGUAUGCCUUGCCUCGAACAGACUUUCACUGAUGGAGCGUAUGUGGAUAUUUGUAUAUCCAGUUCCAGUAUAUCUUCUCAUCCGAUGAUCAGGGUUGUUACAUAAUGCAUAUUUGAACAAUUUUUCAUCUAUUUGUUCGUUAAUUGUCCAAUCCAAUUUGAAAACAAGGGAAAACCUAAAAAAAAAAUAUAUAGAUAACUUAGUAUACACUAGAGGGAAAUGAUAAAAAUAAAUUAACUUUUUUUUUUCAAAUUUAUAUUUGUUAUAUACUAUUUAAAUUUCUUGAUUUUAUCCAAACAUAUAUCAAUUCUGAUCACGAAUGCUCUGAGAUAUUCUGUACUCUCUACCUCUCGUUACUGCGAUCUAUAAAUGUGGACGCAGUCGAGUCGUUCUAGACGAAUUUAAUGUGCUAUUUAAUCCUGCCCGAUAUAUCCAGUUUCUACGCGAUCAAUCAAAUGUGACGAACGCAAUCGAGAUCAAAAAGUAUGCUAAGAUACAAAAGUGUCCUCCAUCAUCAUCAAUCGUCACAAAUCAGAUUAGAUGAUCAGAAUUCAAAAGUUUAGCGUAGAAUCGUUCGCUAAUACAUUUUCGAUCAUGAAAUAGAGGGACAAAAGUGUGAUUCAAUGAAUGAUUUUCCUAGAUGCGUUUUAUUACGCCAUUUUAAAGAAAUCACCAGGAAUCUAUUCUUUAAAUUAAAGGUAUUCAAUUUCAAAUAAAUUCUUAUCAAUGUCUCUUAAUCUUUUUUUUCCCAUUAUUUUGCACUCGAAUCGAAGAUAAACGAUUGUAUCUUUCAACAGACGAAACGAGAAAUAAAAAAAAAUAUAGGCGUUACGAAUCUUUUAAUACAUAAAUAGUCACCUACAUUUGCGACGUAUUUUCAUAUUGUUUAAGCAAUAAUUAUGAUGCGAUUACAAUAGAUAUCUGGAUAUAAAAUCGAAAUUGUCUCAAAUAUGCGUAACUGUCUGGAAAUACUUUAAGCACCGAAUAUAUGAUAUCGAGACAUUAGAAUAUGAUCAAGAUUGUUUUUUCUAAUGGUUUUCCAAAUACAUCCGGUAUUGUUAGAAGAAUUUGUUUUUUUUUCACAAUCAAAAAACAAAUUUUUCUUUUAUUAAAUAUCAGGAUAUAUUUCGGGAAUCAUUAAAACAGUGUCUCAACCGACUUUGACAUUUUCACCAUAUGUAGAUAGGUCAAUUGAAUGAUAUAAGAGAAAGUUCCAGGUAUUCUAGAACCGAUUUAGCCAAUUUAAAUGCUAAUUCGUUAAGACGUAGAUUUUUCUAGUUGUCGAAGCAGGGUGGCGUAACUAACACGAUACAUGUUCACAAAUACACUACGAUACAUUCGCAUACGCGCUUUGUACAUUAUAAACCGACGACGACACGGAGAUACGAUGCGCGUCGUUGGACAUCUACAGAAAAUUAUGAAACGUUAAUUUUGUAUAUCUCUGUAUUAUACUGAAAUGUGUGUAUUUUAUGUGUAUGUAUGUGAGUGUAUGUGCGUGUGCUUGUGUGUAUGUGUGUAAAAAAGUGUGUGCCUUUGGACACGCGGUUAAACAAAGAGAAAAAGUAAAAACGAAGAAUCGAGAUCUUGUUGUAUGUUUAUCGAAUAAAUCACCGAAUGUUCUAUAUAUUAUCGCUGAACUCCGGUUCUCGGAUGGUGGCCUCGUUGCGGGAACGAGUUCCGUUCAGGGAACGGGGAUGUUGUUUGUAUUACAUAGAGUUUAUUACAAUUUGCUAUGUACAACGGCUUGCCUAUGUAAAACAAGGACGUUUUCGUAUCAAAAUGACAACUUUUCGAGAGAAGACUAGACUUUACUCAAACC
Messenger RNA from Solenopsis invicta (red fire ant), 5791 nucleotides. RefSeq names its product voltage-dependent calcium channel subunit alpha-2/delta-3 (gene stj). Lineage: Eukaryota; Metazoa; Arthropoda; Insecta; Hymenoptera; Formicidae. Gene Ontology annotation, molecular function: voltage-gated calcium channel activity. The record is from RefSeq and is a predicted model, not a curated record. Bases 183 to 3914 code for a protein of 1243 amino acids. Gene Ontology annotation, cellular component: voltage-gated calcium channel complex. The transcript is spliced from 19 exons.